AUAAGGCCUUCUCACCUGAGCUAAACUGCUUUGAUGGGUCAGGUGUUUUUAGAAAUAUGUCAAAUGUUUGCAAAAUGCCUAACCCCAUCGGUUUAGGGACCUGGUAGAAUAGUUUGAUGCAGAUCAACUGACUUUACUGAACAUAGCAGUUACAACUUGUAAACAGAGUAGAGUAGGCCGAUCAUUCAGUUACGUACAGGAACUGGAACUUAAGCGAUCUUCUUGAACCUGAGGAUGCCAGCUCCGAUCAGACUGCGGGAGCUGAUCCGGACGAUCCGGACAGCUAGGACCCAAGCCGAGGAACGAGAGAUGAUCCAAAAAGAAUGUGCUGCUAUUAGGUCAUCUUUCAGAGAAGAGGACAAUACAUACCGCUGUAGAAAUGUUGCUAAGCUACUGUAUAUGCACAUGCUCGGAUACCCAGCACACUUUGGACAGUUGGAGUGCCUGAAAUUGAUUGCAUCUCAGAAGUUUACAGAUAAGCGUAUCGGGUACCUGGGUGCCAUGUUACUGCUAGAUGAGAGACAAGAUGUGCAUUUACUAAUGACCAACUGCAUCAAAAAUGACCUCAACCACAGCACUCAGUUUGUGCAGGGGCUGGCGCUGUGUACCCUCGGCUGUAUGGGCUCAUCAGAGAUGUGCAGAGAUCUGGCAGGGGAGGUGGAGAAGCUACUAAAAACAUCAAAUUCCUACUUGAGGAAAAAGGCCGCACUGAGUGCAGUUCAUGUUAUCAGAAAGGUGCCAGAGCUUAUGGAGAUGUUCCUGCCAGCUACAAAAAACCUGCUAAAUGAGAAAAAUCAUGGUGUUCUCCACACAUCAGUUGUUCUUCUCACAGAGAUGUGUGAAAGAAGUCCUGACAUGUUAGCUCAUUUCCGAAAGCUUGUUCCACAGCUGGUUAGAAUCCUAAAGAAUCUCAUCAUGUCAGGAUAUUCACCAGAACAUGAUGUGUCUGGAAUCAGUGAUCCAUUUUUACAGGUCCGUAUACUGAGGUUACUCAGAAUCCUGGGUAGGAAUGAUGAUGAUUCCAGUGAAGCUAUGAAUGACAUUCUUGCACAGGUGGCCACCAACACAGAGACGAGUAAAAAUGUAGGCAACGCAAUCCUUUAUGAAACAGUUUUGACUAUCAUGGACAUCAAAUCUGAAAGUGGAUUGAGAGUUUUAGCCAUUAACAUCUUGGGACGGUUCUUGCUAAAUAAUGACAAAAAUAUUAGGUAUGUGGCAUUGACAUCACUACUGAAGACGGUACAGACGGACCACAAUGCUGUACAGAGACAUCGGAGCACCAUUGUUGACUGUCUAAAAGAUUUAGAUGUAUCUAUAAAGCGACGUGCAAUGGAGCUGAGUUUUGCUCUUGUCAAUGGAAAUAACAUCCGUGGAAUGAUGAAGGAAUUGCUCUACUUCCUGGACUCCUGUGAUCCAGAGUUCAAAGCAGACUGUGCAUCGGGGGUCUUCCAUGCAGCAGAGAAAUACGCACCCUCAAAAAGAUGGCACAUAGACACUAUUAUGAGAGUUCUAACCACGGCUGGCAGCUAUGUAAGAGAUGACGCUGUGCCCAACUUAAUUCAGCUCAUAACAAACAGUGUGGAGAUGCAUGGGUAUACAGUGCAGAGGCUUUACAAAGCCCUCAUUGAUGAUAUCUCGCAGCAACCUCUUAUACAAGUGUCGUCCUGGUGUAUAGGUGAAUAUGGAGAUCUGCUGGUGUCUGGGAAGUGCGAGGAGGAGGAGCCCAUUCAGGUUACAGAAGAUGAAGUUCUUGACGUUUUGGAAGGCAUCCUGGUGUCAAACUUGUCGUCCACCGUUACAAGGGGAUAUUCUCUCACAGCAAUCAUGAAACUCUCCACCAGGUUUGCCAGUACUGUAAACCGAAUCAAGAAAGUUGUUUUGGUUUACGGUAGCAGCAUAGAUGUGGAGCUCCAACAGAGGGCAGUAGAAUACAAUGCACUUUUCAAGAAAUACGAUCACAUGAGGCCGGCCUUAUUGGAGCGAAUGCCUGUCAUGGAGAAGACAUCCACCAAUGGUCCAACAGAGAUUGUGCAGACCAAUGGAGAAACAGAGCCUUCAAUCCUGGAAACUAAACAUAUGCCCAAUGUCCCCCAGCCAGCUAACCAGGCAAAUGACUUGCUUGACCUUCUUGGAGGAAAUGAUGUAAUAUCUGUGAUUCAGACUGCCCCCCCAACAAAACUAGUCUCAGCAGGCGGAGAGCUCCUAGAUCUGCUUGGGGAUCUCUCCCUUUCCGGGAGUGUUCCUGCACCUGGCCCUCAGGUCUCAAUCUCCCAGCCUCCCUUCCUAUUAGAUGGGUUAGCGUCACAGCCACUUUUCAAUGAUGUUGCAGCAGGUAUUCCGCCUAUGAUAGCAUACAAUAAAAACGGACUGAAAAUAGAUUUCACAUUUGAAAGGUCCAACACAAAUCCGAAUAUAGCAGUUAUAACCAUGCACGCCUCCAAUUCAACAGAGGUCGAGAUGACAGAAUUUGUAUUCCAGGCUGCAGUACCAAAGACGUUCCAGCUGCAGCUCCUAUCUCCCAGCAGUAAUAUUGUCCCAGCACUGAACGCAGGAACCGUUACACAGAUUAUUAAAGUACUCAACCCACAGAAGCAACAGCUUCGAAUGAGGGUCAAGUUGACCUACACCCAUAAAGGUUCAUCUCUACAGGAUCUGGCAGAGGUCAACAAUUUCCCUCCUCAAUCUUGGCAGUGAUGACCGCAAUCCCUCAUCUUAAUCCCCUACUAAGGGAACUCUGGGAAGAAUCCCCCUGACUGAUCCCAUGUGACAUCACUGCAAAGUGCAACCCUGGGAUGCACGGGGAGCAAGUUAAUCUGACAUAAGAUGAUGACGAUAAUGAUUUCUGAAAACAUACCCAUUAGUAACUUUUUUUUUUAAAUUGAUUUCACCUUCAUCUGAAGAUGUCUGCUUGCAUUAACCAUUGCACCCCGUCCAUCUGUCGGUACACACAUGCACACUCUACGCACCUGCACAGCACCUCCCAUCUGCUGUCUCCUUUUGUUUUCUUUGCUGUAAAGACCCCACACACAUCACACUUAUUGUCAAUCAGUGCACAGCAGCUUUUUCUUUUAUUUUCUCCUUUAAAUAGAUGUAACUAAAAUCUAAGACCAACCAGCUUAUUACAUCCAUCACUUGUUCUUUACUUUGCUGGUCCAAUACCCUAAAACCUUUAUUUUCUAAAUUUAAAUUUCGUCUAGCUCUGAGGUUGCCAUAAAGAAUUUGCUGGCUCUAGGAUCCCAAUACUGAGUUGCACUUCUGUUGAAUUUCAUGGCUUCCAAAAAUGUUUGUCUUAGAAUUGCCUAUCCUGAGAUUUAGUUUCAUUUUGAUACAUUCUGCUUGAAGCUCUUUUUGCAUUUACUUAUUUUAGUAAAUCAAACCUACAUGGAUUAAAAUUAACCACAUAAAAUUUCUAUUAGUGUCCGCUUUAGAUGUUUGGAUAAGAAAGGUCGAUAUUAGACUAUAAUCAUGUAUGAAAGUAAUUGAAAACCAAAGGCUUAUUCUCCCCCUUAAACGGUAAAUAUAAACAUUGUAGUAGAAGGGUUGAGUAUCUCCUUCUCAAAGGUGUGGUAUCAGGGAUAAGUAUCUCCUUCUCUACUGCAUGAAGUAAAUUGUUAUUUUUGUGUUACUAUUGUAGCACUGGCAAUACAGCUGUUUUACAAAUUUGUGUUCAAUACACCAUAGCAGUUAAUAUUGUUCAAUUGGCUCCAGUCAGGAAAACACCCCAAACACAUGGGGAAAUUUGUGGAUGGUGCAUUUCUAUAACAAUGGGUAAAGAUCAGGUGCUUUGUAACUUGCUUUAACGCCAGUUAAGAAGAAAAAAAUAGUUUUAUUAAAGUUGUUUAAUGUGGGGGUUGCAAAGUUGCAUUUACUGGCUAACAUUUAUCCAUUGAAAUGAAGAUGCAUUUUCCUGAGUUGAAGUGUUCAAAUUAAUUUGAAAAGUACAACGGCACUUUUGAACCUCUAAGCUUCUCAUGAGAAAUUGUGAUAAUAAAACCUAAGUUUGUUCUGGUUUAGCAUUUUCAUUCCAGAAUGAUUUUUUUUGUUGUUUAUAAUAUUUCUGUUAACAUUUAAUAACCUGCCAGAUAUAUCUAUUGUACUAAUUUCAGUGAUUUUAAAUAUUCUUAUUUUGCCUGUGUUUAGCCCCAAACUCCAGCACUGAUUGCUUACCAGCAAGACCUAUCUGCAUCCGUCAAGUCUUACUGCUUCUGUCACUGAUUUUUAAUAAAUAGCCAUAGAAGAAAAUAUUUGUAUAUAUAGCUAGGCAUUUGAAUAUGAUCUUGAAUGUAGUGCUAAGUUCCAAGCACAAUUUUCUUCUACACUUUGGUUAAUCUCAUCACAACCUCCCCUUGUCCAAUUUACCAAGUAUACAGAAUUGGAAAAAAAAAAUCUUGGGCAUGUUUUAAAAUCUGUAGAAAUAAUGCCUGCUAAUAGUGUGCCUUUUAAUGUGUCGCAGGCAGAUUUCCCAGUGCCACUCCCUGUAUUAGUUUAUUCUUUAUAUUUGGACAUGGCUCUGCAUCAUGGGCUGUUAUGUGUUUUAAUUAUAACAUCCUUGUCGAAGAACACCGUCUGUGUCUGGUAAGAGUAAACCUCAAUACCUGUAUCACUACAGCUUCCAGCUAAAAGAGAAUUUGGUUAGCAGCACGGAGGAAUUUAAUCUUAAUGACAUUUUCGUUGCAUUUACUUUACUGUCCAAAUGGAUUCUGUUACUGUGAUUUGUUUUUUUGUUUGGCUUUUAUGUAUUGUACAUACUCUCUCUUUUUGUCGUAACACACCUUCAAAUUGUUGAUUCAGAAGUAUGUAAAUUACUUAUUACUUUUAUACUCCUGAAAUCUUAAGUGCAAAUUAUUAAUAGUCUUUAGUUUUUAAAUGCAAAAUCAUAGGUGGGUCACUUCCUAUUUUAUCAACAAUAGCUGCUGUUAACUGUUAUAUCUCUUGCAACAUAGUUGUUUCAAAAUCAAAUUUAAAAUGGUAUAUAUAAACCACAGUCGCUAAAUUGUGAGGAGUUUAUGGCGCAGUAUAAAGUCUUAAAGAUUCUCAGUAGACAUAUCUGAAUGCUUUAGUGUUACUGAUUUGUAAUAUGCCCCUAAAGCCAACAUAAUUUGCUUUAUGGUUGAUCAAGCUUUAGUUAUUACUAAAGGUGUAGUAUCCCAUACAUAAAAUUGUGUGCUUCUGAUAAAGUAGAUUACACAGAAGGAUACGUUACGGAAUUAUGUAGUGAACCAACGCAAGUGAGUUCCAUUGUAGUGUAAUUAUGGGACACUGCAGCUUUAAGUGUGUGGUGGUGGGAUGGGGGGGGGAUACAUUUGAAAAAAGAUUCCAAAUCUUUGUCCUGUUGUUUGCUUGACAGAGUUGAUAAGACUUUCCCUGAUUGUGUAUAUUACAGAACAAACUUAGCAUCUGCUGCCUGUAUAUUGUAUAUAAUUGUACAAAAUAUUGCAGAAUGGAUAUCCAGUUGAAGACCCUGUUACAAAUUAGAUAUGAUUACUUAAUGGCAUACAGCUAUUUAAUUAUUCAUUGAGGGAGACGAACCACUAUCCCUGUGGUUUGUUGAAUCUAUAGAUGGGGAUAGUGUGUUUUUUUUUUUUUUUAGUUUUUUACUCUUCAAUGAUGCAUAUAUUAAAUUGGCAUACAUUUAUGUUGCUAAAAUUAAAUUACGAUUUUCCUUCAGUGAAACAAUUGAUAAAUUGCUGGUGGCUGGGGUUUUGUUAUUUUGGGUGUACUGAAAAAUGUGAAUUGUUUGUGGAGCAAGUGCUAAGCUACUGAGUAGGUUGAUUGUAGUGGUGUGCAAUAACACCAAUAACACAGAUAUCUGUUUGUUGCUUUGGACCAUUUAGUGUGUUUACAUUCUCUUCAAGGGUAGUGAGCCCCUUGCCAAGGUAGCAAGAUCUGCCUUCAGCAUUGCACUGUAAUAAUGCUUGGCUUUUGUUCCCUGCUCAAGACCCCAUCUAAAUCUGGUUUAUCAUUACAUCCCUUGAGCCAGACUUGCACUCAAGGGAUAGAGGUGCACAUAUAAUUGAAGUAGUCUGGCUCUUAGGGUGCCUUUAAUGCUGGACUGCAUGGCUUUUUUUUUCAUCUUUAUAAAUUGUGUUUAAAAUGCAUAGCUCAAAUGUCAACUGUGUCUAAUCUCUGUUUUGAAUGGUGGACCAUGCUUCUGCUCACUAUUAGCUGGUGGAACAUGCCUGCCCUAUUCCAAGCAGAGCUAAAAAUUUUGAACCAGAAGCUUUUGAAUAAGAGUAAGUAAAAGAAACUGAUUAACUUAAGCAAACAAUAACAAUCCUUAGGUUAACCUUUCUUUCUGUUUUCAUAAAGGCUACCGGUAGAGGCAUAUACGGUUAUGAAUGGCAGGCAGUCUGCUGAAACGGCAAGGGGCUUGUUUCUGUAUUCUCUCUUGUGCCAAGAGCUGUGUGAUGCUACUUUUUAUAUAUAUAUAUAUAUAUAUAUAUAUAUAUAAAAAAAAACAGCAAGCUUGUUCAGUUUUGUUAGCGGGUUUAUUUUUUCUCCAUUUUACAAAAUUGUGCCUGCGUGCUUGACAUGGAAAUAGUCCCACCGGUCUUGUUAGCAUUUGCAUGGGUCACUGCUGUUCAUUAUAUUUUUCAUAGUGGUCAACCUCCUUUGUGUGGGUGUCGGUAUAAGCUAGCCUGCUGUGUAAAGCUGGGAGGUGGCAGUGUAGCUUUAGUGGUUACAUUUGAGGACCGGGAAGCAGAGUAUUACGGUCUUAUUUGAGUGUUUUGAAUGUUUAAAAUAAAUAAAUACAAUGAAUGAGAGUAUGUAUCUUUUUUUCUUUAUUCAAGUGGAGUUACUCCUUUGGGGAAAUAAAUCAUUAUUGAGCACUAGCUUUUUUUAAAUUAUUUUUAUUUGCACAGGCAGCAACUUUCCACUAGUGUGCGCUGAGCAAACUGAGGCUCAAAAGGAUUGAAAAAAUACAUUUUCCUUUUCAAUGCUAGUCAGUUCAUUACUGACUGGCUUGUGUGAUCAGUCUUAAUUACUGAAAAGGGAAAUCUUCAUGUUUGUCAACCAUAUACAAUGCAUUUGCAGCAUUGCUCUAAAAUGUAUGAACAGCAAUGGAACCUAUAAUCUUAAUGCUAUGCUACCUAGUCUGUGUGUGUGGAUUUUUAUUUUAUUUAUUUAUUUCUUUUCUCCUCCCCCCCUGCUCCACAAGGUGAAAUGUACUUACGGACAGCUGCAAUAGUUCAGCAAUUUUUGGCUUCAGAGUUGCAUGUGAAAACCAUUGUAAAUAUUCAUUUCUACUCCUGUAUUUUUUUUUUUUUUUAAUGCAAAAACAAAACUUUUUUCCUGCACUGGAACAUAAUGUAAAUUAGGAUGUAAACAUCUAUUAAUAAAGCUUAAGAGUUUUGAAAAUCUAAGCAUAUACACCAUUCCAUUUGAUGUGAUUUGAAUGUUUGCUACACUUAAGUUGGAUAAUAAAUGUAUGUUUGUUUAGUUGUGAGGGACGGGAGAGGAGGAGGAAAGAGAAAAUAAAUCCCCCCCCCCCCCCCCCCCCCCAAACAAAUCCAUGUUAUUGAGUAGGUGAAUCUAUAUGAAAGCCCCCCCCCUCUCGUGUAUCUUCAAUAUGCUACUACACAAAAUCUAAAUGGUGACAAAAAAUGAAUAAAUUGUAAUUUAGACAUUUUCACAUGAACUACAAUUGCAAGUCACUGGGCCUAGAGAUAGUUGGGAAUUUCAGAUUUAAAUAAAUUAAAAGGCUGUAAACAAUUUACAUGGGACGUUUUAGAAUUCUGUGUGUAUUAUUGUCUUUGGGUUGGAAAAAAAAUAUGAUCAGUGACCUAAUAAAAACAAAAGUCAAUAGGAAA
This is a messenger RNA of Acipenser ruthenus (sterlet), 7811 nucleotides long. RefSeq names its product AP-1 complex subunit gamma-1. The record is from RefSeq and is a predicted model, not a curated record. Gene Ontology annotation, biological process: Golgi to vacuole transport; intracellular protein transport; receptor-mediated endocytosis. Gene Ontology annotation, molecular function: clathrin-cargo adaptor activity. Bases 235 to 2694 code for a protein of 819 amino acids. Lineage: Eukaryota; Metazoa; Chordata; Actinopteri; Acipenseriformes; Acipenseridae. The transcript is spliced from 23 exons. Gene Ontology annotation, cellular component: membrane coat; AP-1 adaptor complex; Golgi apparatus.